This is a messenger RNA of Symbiodinium sp. CCMP2592, 1326 nucleotides long. The record is from the annotation of a GenBank genome assembly. NCBI's taxonomy places the organism in Eukaryota, Dinophyceae, Suessiales, Symbiodiniaceae.
AUGGAUCGGCACGCUACCUGGUCUGUGGGCUGCACGAAGUGGGUGCCGGUGGUCUACAACCAGUGGGGCGAGGCGCAGCUCCCACACCGGCCGCCUGCGCUGUUGCCGCCGCAUCCGCCGGCGGCGGCGGCCCCUUUUGCUGGCACGGGUGCAGCCCACGGUGCAGCCACAGGUGGCGGUGUUGCUGCUAACCCCUCGGGGGCUGCAGCAAUGCCGGCGCCGAAAAAAAAUCCUGGCCAGGUGGACCUAAGCAGCGAGGAUGACGACGAGGAGUCUGAGGAGGAGGAGGCGGCUAAGAAGGACGAGGACAAGGAGCCGGACUCCCAGUCGCGGAAGGAUGAUAUCGUGGUGGUGGACCACGACCAGGAGAAGAAGAAAGAAGAAAAGGGUGGCAAAAAGGAGGAGGCUGCUCAGAAGCGCAAGAAGAAGAAGGAGAGAGGCCAAGCAGGCACACGAGGCCCAGGCCGACGAGAAGAGAGCGGCAAGGCCAAGGAGCCCAAGGAAGACAAGGAGGCGGAGGCGGCGGAGGGCGAGCCUGCAGCGCGGCCUGCGAGGAAGAACCGCAGCCGGCACUCAGCGGACGAGGCAGAUGUCGUUCGCUGCGAGCACUGCUGGAUGUGUGUGAAGAAAGAAGGCCUGCAAAGCCACCUGGAGAACAGCGAAUACUGCCGCCAGUGGCGGCUCCACGCCGCCGGCCAAAAUGUGGCCGGCCAAAAGCCUGCGGAAGAGCAGGCGAGCUCGGGUGCGUGCCAGUGCAGACACUGCUCACGGCAGUUCAUGCGCAGGCUAAGGAAGAAGCAGCCAUCAAAGGAGGACCGGGCGGCUAGCAUGAGCCAACACAGGCCGCCGGUGCAGCUGCGGAGCAGGGGGCGUGUGGAGGAGCCGCCGCACAGACGUGGCCCGCGGCGUGAAGAGAGCCGAGAUGAUGAUGGCAGCCGUGGGCGGCGGAGAAGCCGUGGUGAGAGCCGCCAGAGCCGUGGCCAGGCAAGCUCUCGAGGCGGCGGCCAGGCAAGCUCUCAAAAAAGCCGCAAAGGCGGCGGCCAGGCAAGCUCUCGAGGGAGCCGCAAGAGCUCCCGCGGCAGCGAGCACAUGGACCGACGCUUCUCGGGCCGCUCCCGCAGCCGCAGGGCGAGCGAGCCUGCGGCAAGCUCCGGCCGCCGUGGGCGCGAUUCGCGGAAGGAGCCGACAGGGCAGCUAGGCCGCAGCAAAUCAUCGCCAAGGGAUCGGGCCAUGGUGGCGGGUCAGAGCCAGAGCCCUCAGAUCCCCCAGAUGAUGCUGGCCUUUUUCGAUGCCACCACGAAGAUGCUGGACAUGCAGCAGCAGUAG